ACCCAUACAUUUAGUUCCCUCUACAAAAUCUCAAUCUUUAAAAGAAGCACCAUGAUCAGUCCCAGGAAGCUCAUCAAGUUGGCCAAGAAAUGGCAAAAAUUUGCUGCCAUCAGGAGGAAGAUGAUUUCCUUUCCAAUGCAGAAUGAGGGCACAGACGGUUGUAGUACAUCGUAUGUGGGUAGCAAAGGGCAUUUUGGUAUCUACACAGCUGACCAAAAGCGGUUUGUAGUUCCCCUAGCUUUUCUUGACAACGAAAUCAUCAGGCAACUAUUAGUGAUGUCUGAAGAAGAAUUCGGGCUUCCAAGUGAUGGACCUAUUACAUUGCCGUGUGAUGCAAUCUUCUUGGAGUACAUCAUAUCUCUUCUCUCCCACGGUGCAAGAGAUGAGCUUCAGAAUGCUUUGCUCCUUUCAGUUGCUUCUAGUCGUUGCUCCUCAGUUUUAUAUCAAGAAGGGAGGAACCAGCAAUUGGCUGUUUUCUAACUUGAUUGUCAGCAUUUUUUUAUUUUUGUAAAUGAUAACAAACUAAAUGUAGCUUUGUACAUCUAGCUUUCAGUUUUGAAUAUGAUGAUUUUCAAUGAACUAAAA
Ipomoea triloba (trilobed morning glory) is the source of this 585-nucleotide messenger RNA. RefSeq names its product auxin-responsive protein SAUR68-like. Gene Ontology annotation, biological process: response to auxin. NCBI's taxonomy places the organism in Eukaryota, Viridiplantae, Streptophyta, Magnoliopsida, Solanales, Convolvulaceae. The record is from RefSeq and is a predicted model, not a curated record. The coding region runs from base 52 to 480 and encodes 142 amino acids. The transcript has a single exon.